UAAAUCUUAAACUCUUACCAAUACCAUUGAUUUAUAGAAUGUCGACAAACUUCAUUGGUUUGGUAAUACAGCCGAAUGAACCAUUGACACUUGCCAUCGAUGAAGGCAUUCAUUUCACAAUGGCCUCACUGAUUGACGAUGCAAAACCGGGACGAUCCACACUAAAAGUACGCGUAAGGGACCAAGAAUUUGCCCUUUGCUCGCUCACGUUCGAUGAGGUUGAACAGCAAGCUCUAGAUGUCUAUUUUAAAGAUGUGGAUGAACCAACUUUAAUAUUAACUGGAGUCAAUCCGAUCAACCUUACUGGUAAUAUCAUGCUAGAAGACGGCGAUUUCGUUCCCGAAGAAGAAGAUGAAGAGGAUGAUUAUGGCCCGAUACAGUUCCGUGAUCCAUCCGAUGAACGGUUCCUUGGUGGAUUUGAACUUCGGCAUUUCGGCCUUGAGCCCCAUUAUUCGUUUUAUCCCGACAAAAUUGAUCUGCGGAAAGAAGAGUCGGAUGAAGAGGAUACCAUGCUACAUGACAAUAUCGCCAUGGGAUUAAUCAAUUCUAUGCUGAACAGCGGCAAUGAAGUCAAAGUGAAAAAGGCAAAAGCUAUAUUAGAAACAUUGAAAUCAAAGGCAAACGACACAUCCUCACAACAGAAUCAUGGAAAGAUAUCCAAAAAGCAAACUUCAAUUAAAAGUAGCAGUGGUAGUAGCAAGUCACAGCAACAACAAUCUAAGAAGAAGGACAAGAAAAAGAAAAAUAAAUCAUAGCUACAAAUGGACAUACAUCAAUACAUAUGUCGCAUAACCAAUGCUUCUUUGACUGCUGUAUUUCACAGUUUGCUAGUCACAGCAACCACCACUCUACACGAAUGUGU
Zychaea mexicana is the source of this 862-nucleotide messenger RNA. RefSeq lists its product as uncharacterized. The record is from RefSeq and is a predicted model, not a curated record. NCBI's taxonomy places the organism in Eukaryota, Fungi, Mucoromycota, Mucoromycetes, Mucorales, Lichtheimiaceae. Bases 39 to 755 code for a protein of 238 amino acids. The transcript has 7 exons.